Molecule: messenger RNA, 1317 nt
Organism: Sinocyclocheilus grahami
Lineage: Eukaryota; Metazoa; Chordata; Actinopteri; Cypriniformes; Cyprinidae
Product: opioid growth factor receptor-like
Exons: 7
Coding region: 1-786 (261 amino acids)
Cellular component (GO): membrane
Molecular function (GO): opioid growth factor receptor activity
Source: RefSeq, a predicted model, not a curated record
AUGGAGUCAGAUGAUGAGUGCGAAUUGGACUCCACAUGGGAAGACGAAUACGAACAUAAAACACCCAGAAAGAAGGUGUUGCACAGGAGAAGCUGCAGGAACAUGAAUGCUGCAAAGGAGAUGCAAGACUUUCGACAUAGUUGCAGAGGCCGCUUCUAUAACUUGGACUUUUACAAUGGUCGAAUAAAAUCUUCACAUGACGAUGUUUACAUUGAUGAAUUUCACCAGCAGUGGUGGGGUGAAUAUGAGAAGCUGGAAAUAGUUUUGACCUACAUUCAUUGGCUGUUUCCAUUACAAGAAAAAGGAAGAAACUUGAGAGCACAUGAGCUCACAAAAAAGGAAAUAAAGUGUUUCCAUAAAGAUAAACAAGCAAAGAGUAAAUUGGUGAAAUCAUAUAAGCUCAUGUUGGAUUUCUACGGUAUAUGUUUAGUCGAUGAAUCAACAGGAGAUGUGGAACGGGCUCCUAACUGGAAGGAUCGCUUUAGAAACCUGAACAGAUAUUCACACAACAACCUUCGCAUCACACGCAUCUUGAAGUGUCUGGGGACUCUAGGAUUGAAGCACUACCAGGCCCCACUGGUCAAGUUCUUCCUCCAUGAAACUCUUGUGGUGGGACACCUUCAAAGUCUAAAACAAAGUGUACUAGAUUACUUUAUGUUUGCUGUUUUGGACAAGUCAGAGAGACGAGAGCUGGUUAGAUUUGCCUUUAAGCAUUUCAAGCCCCAAGAACAGUUUGUCUGGGGCCCCAAGAAGAUUCUGUCAGAUGAGGUACAUAGCAAAAGUUAAAAAUUCAGUCAUGCUACAUGUAAUAAGCAGCAAAGUGAGUGAACAGCAGGGACAAAAUAAAUGAAGGAAAAACGUAAUUAUAGUGAACUGUCAAAAUAUACUGUAUACCUUGAAUGCAGUGGAGGUUACUUUGGGCAAAAGUGUCUGCCAAAUGCAUAAAUGUAAAUGUGAAAACAAUAAAAGCAUAGAAAAGUGAGAUGAAAAGAUAAUAUUGAUGAUGGUGAUGUUAAUAUGACAACAGCUACAUCACCAAGCAUGUCUUGUGAUGCUCCUGAUGAUAGAGGUUUCAGCAUUUGUUCCUUUAUUUUUUUAUUUAUUUUAUUAAUUAAAUGAAAACUUCUGUUGAUGAAUCAAGGCUGCACUAUAGGAAAAUUAGCACCAGUAAAUGUUUAAAUCAUUUUAACAUUUUUAUGUAUGAUUUUUUUUUAAUGAUUGUUGCUUAUUUUGAAUAAUUCAGAAACAUGCUUGCACGAAUAUUCACUUUUGUAAAGUGUGUACGCUUGUGGACCAGUGGGAAUAAACAGUUUACAA